AGAGAAAACCCCAAAAGCGAUAACCCCUAAUGCCGACACUAACGCCAAAUUUGAUUUUGCGUAAUGGUUAUAAUUAAGAAUUUCAAUACUACAGAUAACCAUUAGCCAAAUAAAAUGGUCUUAGGAAUAAUAAUUCACAUUUUGACUGUUGUAAAUGCUUUUGUUGGAACCGCAUUUCAAACUUUUUUUUUAAUAUUCAGUGGAUUAAUUUUAAAGGUUGAUAGGAAUUCUAAGCGCCAUGGUGGUGAGCUAGUUGCUCAGGUCUUGCAGAGUCAUGGUGUUAAAUAUAUUUUUACACUCUGUGGCGGUCAUAUUUCACCAAUUCUUGUAGGAUGUGAAGAUAUAGGGAUAAAAGUUAUAGAUACACGUCAUGAGGUUAAUGCAGUGUUUGCAGCAGAUGCAGUUGCUCGUUUAUCAGGAACAGUUGGUGUAGCUGCUGUUACUGCUGGGCCAGGCGUCACAAAUACAAUUACAGCAAUUAAAAAUGCACAAAUGGCUGAAUCUCCAAUACUCUUGCUUGGUGGAGCGGCUGCUACUCUUUUAAAAGGAAGAGGUUCUUUGCAAGAUAUUGAUCAGUUGACUUUAUUAAAAUCUUUAUGCAAGUAUACUGCUACUGUUAAAAGGGUUUGUGAUAUUAUACCUACUUUAAAAAAAGCUCUUCAAGAGGCACAAUCAGGAACACCUGGGCCAGUGUUUGUAGAACUUCCCAUUGACGUUUUGUAUCCAUAUGAUUUGAUUCAGAAAGAGUCAGGUAUCAAGAAAAAUCCACAAGGAUUUAUAGCAAAAGCGGUCAACUGGUACAUUCAAAGAAGAGUAGAUGCAAUAUUUGCUGGAGCAUGGGAUGUAGUAUCUACUAAGCCUCUUAAAAUCAAUAUUCCUCUUCCUAAAGUUGAACAAGUUAACCUUGCACUGCGAAUGUUAGAAAAGUCUAAGAAACCUGUGGCUUUGAUUGGUAGCCAAGCAAUGUUGUCACCUGAUGCAGUCACCAAACUGAAAGUUUCGCUAGAGGAAAUAGGUAUUCCUUGUUUUCUGGGUGGAAUGGCACGUGGUUUGCUUGGAAAAAAUAAUAAACUCCAUAUCCGACAAAGAAGAGCUGAUGCACUUUCUGAAGCCGAUUUUAUCUUGCUAGUAGGUACCGUGUGUGAUUUCAGACUGUCGUACGGCAGAGUGUUAAAUAAAAAAGCAAAUAUUGUUGCUGUUAAUCGCAAUGAUGAGCAAUUGUUUAAGAACUCUAAAAUAUUUUGGAACCCAGCUCUUGCUGUGCAAGCAGAUCCUGCAACAUUUGUUACUAGUUUAUGCGCAAUGAAACAAAAAAACUUAGAGUGGAAUGAUUGGUGCACAUUGUUAAAAGAUCGCGAUGAAGAAAAAGAAAGAUCUAACAAGGAAAAAGGACAUUCCUUAAAACUAACAGAUAGUAGUCUGAUCAAUCCUUUGAAUUUAUUACACGAAUUGGAAGAUGUCUUGGAUGAUAACAGUAUUAUUGUUGCAGACGGUGGAGAUUUUGUAGGAACGGCGGCAUACAUAUUAAGACCACGUGCCCCUCUAUCUUGGUUGGAUCCUGGCGCAUUUGGAACUCUUGGUGUGGGAGCAGGUUUUGCACUAGGAGCUAAAUUAGUUCGUCCUAACGCCGAAGUAUGGAUUUUGUGGGGUGAUGGUUCAUGCGCUUAUAGUUUAGCCGAGUUUGAUACCUUCACUAGAUUUAAGAUACCAAUAAUUGGGUUGAUUGGGAAUGAUGCAUGCUGGUCUCAAAUUGCGAGAGAGCAAGUACCAAUGUUUAACAGUGCAAUUGGUUGUCAACUUGCGUAUUCUGCUUACGAUCAAGUUGCAGAAGGUUACGGGGGUGUUGGUUUAAAAAUCAAUGAUGCUGAUUUAAAAAAGGUUCGUUUAACACUUCUAGAUGCUAAAAGAAUUGCAUCACUCGGCAAACCUGUUGUUAUAAAUGCUUUAAUAGGGAAAAGUGACUUUAGAGCUGGAUCUAUUUCUGUUUAAUAAAAUGUUCGUUUUUUUAUAAUUGUAAUGAAGUUUUGACGAAUUCUUUUUUUAA
Messenger RNA from Hydra vulgaris (swiftwater hydra), 2044 nucleotides. RefSeq names its product 2-hydroxyacyl-CoA lyase 2. Gene Ontology annotation, molecular function: acetolactate synthase activity; magnesium ion binding; thiamine pyrophosphate binding. Gene Ontology annotation, biological process: L-valine biosynthetic process. NCBI's taxonomy places the organism in Eukaryota, Metazoa, Cnidaria, Hydrozoa, Anthoathecata, Hydridae. The record is from RefSeq and is a predicted model, not a curated record. Gene Ontology annotation, cellular component: acetolactate synthase complex.